Megalopta genalis is the source of this 1609-nucleotide messenger RNA. RefSeq names its product eukaryotic translation initiation factor 2B subunit beta (gene eIF2Bbeta). Lineage: Eukaryota; Metazoa; Arthropoda; Insecta; Hymenoptera; Halictidae. The record is from RefSeq and is a predicted model, not a curated record. Gene Ontology annotation, cellular component: eukaryotic translation initiation factor 2B complex. Gene Ontology annotation, biological process: translational initiation. Gene Ontology annotation, molecular function: guanyl-nucleotide exchange factor activity; translation initiation factor activity.
AUUAUACUUACAACAUCUCCAAUAAACGCCAUUUCUCUAGUAUCUAAAAACGAACUAUUGCAGAAAAAUUAUCAAAUAUUUCCUAAAAUAUUUGUAAUGUUAUUCUGUAGUGAUGAUAGAGAAUCGAAGAUAAUAUGUAAUGCACAUAUGUAUUAGGCUAUCUGAAACACACGUGCAAUGAGAAUGAGGAAAGUGACACCACGGACGGAGCGGAACCAAUCAUUGUUCCGGUUUAACAGCUGCUUCUAUCGUAUACACAUCGUACUGAGUACGAUAUCAAUGAUACCAUUAGAAUAGUUUUUUUUAUAAUUCUUUCGUGUUGUUUCCUUCAAGGACAUAUUAAAAAAUAUUCUCGACAAAAAUGGUUGACGUAAAGAAUGAAGAUAUUCACGAAAGCGUAGUAAAACUAAUAGACGAUAUCCACUAUGGUGACAUCAAGGGCACAUAUAAUAUCGUGGUGGCAACUAUGUCGGUUUUAAAAGAAAUUAUAAACAAUUCUGAGUGGACUACUGCAAAGAAUCUUAUGGACGUAAUAAGACUUAAUGGAAAAUACUUAGUAGAAUCAAUUCCUCUUGAAUCCUGUAUUGGAAACAUGGUCAGGAGGAUAUUAAAAAUAAUUCGAGAGGAAUAUACUUCGGGACUGCAAAAUAAAAUAGAGGAAACAGAUCCACAAGAGUCUUUGCAUAAAAUUCUCACUGCAGAGAGUGAUCAACAUGUUGAUUUUAAAGAAUCUGUGCCUUCUUUGAAAUUAGCUCUUAUGGAUCACAUUAAUGAAUUUGAAGUUGAAUUAGAGACAUGUGCUGAAAAUAUUACAAGUUUAGCUCCUGAACACAUUCAUUCUAAUGAAAUUAUUAUGACAAUUGGUAAAUCCAAUUUAGUAGAAGAAUUUUUUAAGAAGGCUGCUGCGACAAGAGCAUUUGAAGUUAUAGUAGCUGAAGGUGGACCAUCUUUGGAUGGUCAUGAAAUGGCAGUCAAUCUUGCGAAAGCAAAAAUUAAGACUACAUUAAUAUCGGACGUAGCAAUUUUUGCAAUGAUGUCACGUGUAAAUAAAGUAAUAAUUGGUACACACACAGUUAUGGCAAAUGGAGGGCUGAGAGCAAUUUCUGGCUCGCACACUGUUGCUCAGGCUGCAAAACAUUAUUCUGUUCCAGUAAUGGUGUUAUUGCCACUGUAUAAAUUGUGUCCAUUAUAUCUCUGUUCUCACGAACAGGAUGGGUUUAAUAAACAUGUUUCUCCAAUGAAAGGUGUAAUCAAUGGUGCCAAUGCGCAAUUACUAGAGAGGAUUCACAUAUACAAUCCAGUUUUUGAUUAUGUACCACCAGAGUUGGUCACAUUAUUUAUUUCGAAUACGGGUGGAAAUGCACCAUCAUAUGUCUAUAGAUUACUUAGUGAAUUGUACCAUCCAGAUGAUUAUGAUUUAUAACAUAUUCACAUGUUUGUGUACAAUAUUUCACCAUAAACAACGCACAUUGUUUUUAAAGAAGAGAAUCUUUUUACGUGAAGUGGUACAAUAAAAAUAAUUAAUCCGAGAAUGUUUUUUUAAGUAACAGAAAUCUAUUUACAAGAUAACAUAUGUACAAGUAGAUAUAAAUUUAUUUUACAAAAUGCA